Messenger RNA from Terrapene triunguis (Three-toed box turtle), 684 nucleotides. Its product is annotated as cyclin-dependent kinase 16. The record is from RefSeq and is a predicted model, not a curated record. Gene Ontology annotation, cellular component: cytoplasm; nucleus; synaptic vesicle. NCBI's taxonomy places the organism in Eukaryota, Metazoa, Chordata, Testudines, Emydidae. Gene Ontology annotation, molecular function: ATP binding; protein kinase activity. The annotation marks the transcript as partial. Gene Ontology annotation, biological process: neuron projection development; exocytosis; protein phosphorylation. The transcript is spliced from 7 exons.
CUGCCGGCCGACAUCCGCCUGCCCGAGGGCUGCCUGGAGAAGCUGGCGCUGAACAGCCCCUUGUUCGACCAGCCCCUCAGCCGGCGCCUGCGCCGCGUCUCGCUGUCUGAGAUCGGCUUCGGGAAGCUGGAGACCUACGUGAAGCUGGACAAGCUGGGAGAGGGGACGUACGCCACCGUCUACAAGGGCAAGAGCAAACUGACAGACAACCUGGUGGCGCUGAAGGAAAUUCGCCUGGAGCACGAGGAGGGGGCGCCCUGCACAGCCAUCCGCGAAGUGUCCCUGCUGAAGGACCUGAAACAUGCCAACAUCGUCACCCUGCACGACAUCAUCCACACGGAGAAGUCGCUGACCCUGGUCUUCGAGUACCUGGACAAGGACUUGAAGCAGUACCUGGACGACUGCGGCAACCUCAUCAACAUGCACAAUGUCAAGCUCUUCCUGUUCCAGCUGCUGCGGGGCCUGGCGUACUGCCACCGCCAGAAGGUGCUGCACCGCGACCUCAAACCCCAGAACCUGCUCAUCAACGAGCGGGGCGAGCUGAAACUGGCCGACUUCGGUCUAGCGCGGGCCAAGUCCAUCCCCACUAAGACGUACUCCAACGAGGUGGUGACGCUCUGGUACCGGCCCCCCGACAUCCUGCUGGGCUCCACCGAGUACUCCACGCAGAUCGACAUGUGGUGA